Messenger RNA from Tribolium madens (black flour beetle), 3238 nucleotides. RefSeq lists its product as uncharacterized. The transcript has 9 exons. Lineage: Eukaryota; Metazoa; Arthropoda; Insecta; Coleoptera; Tenebrionidae. The record is from RefSeq and is a predicted model, not a curated record. Bases 138 to 3188 code for a protein of 1016 amino acids. Gene Ontology annotation, molecular function: iron ion binding; monooxygenase activity; heme binding.
UAAUAAAUCAACACGCUUUCCGAGUCAGUUAUUUGGGUGAUCGUUUUCAUAUUUGCUCGUAUUUUAGCUGUUGUACAUACCUUUGUAACAAAAAAAAAAACUAAACUGAACUUGAGAAGAUGUAACUGAAACAAAAAAUGGGCUUUGAAUUGCAAUUAUCGAACUCCUGGGUUAUCAAUUUACUUAUCUUAUUAAUUACAUUUUGGACAUCUCUGUAUUUUUACUUUACUCGCAAAUUCAACCACUGGAAAAAGAAGAAUGUUCCUCAAAUCGGCCCAAUUCCAUUUUUCGGUAACGCCUUUGAGGUAUUCACUUGGCAAAAAAAUAUUGGAGAGUUGGCUCGAAAAAUCUACAACAGCACAACUAAACCAUUUAUCGGUUUCUUCAUCUGUGAUGAACCGUACUUGUUGAUCCGCGACCCGGAAUUAGUAAAAUCGGUCCUCGUGAAAGAUUUUGGAGUUUUCAGCAACCGCAGUAUUUCCGAAAAUAAAGAAAAUGAUCCCAUGGGAUCACAUUUACUUUUCCUUCUGAAAACUCCGGAUUGGAGAGACAUGCGCCGGAAAAUAACUCCGGUUUUUACUUCCGGGAAAAUGAAAACUAUGUAUACUCUCAUCAGUGAAGCUGGGAACGACAUGAUCGAACACAUGAAGAAAGAAGUGACCAAAAAUUCCAAUUUGGAGAUGAGAGAAGUAGCAGCAAGAUACACAACAGAUGCGAUAACAUCGACGUCUUUUGGAAUUAAUGCAAAUUGCUUUAAAAAUGAAAAAGCUGAGUUUAGGGAGGUGUCGAGGAGGGUGUUGAAUUGGUCAAUUUGGGAGCGCUCGAUAUCAACCACUUGCUAUUUUAUAGCGCCUAAUUUAGUAAAGUUUUUUAAAUUAAAAUUUAUUGAUACGGCAUCUGCGAAGUUUCUGAGAGAGGCAUUUUGGAAAACUAUGAUCGAACGAGAAGAAAAAAAGUUUGUCAGGAAUGAUUUGUUAGAUAUUUUGAUCGAUAUUAAGAAGCAAGAAGACAUUAACGAUCCUUAUAAGUUGGAUGGCGAUAAAUUGGUGGCACAAGCGACUCAGUUCUUUGUGGCAGGUUUUGAGACCACAAGUUCGACAAUUUGUUUCACUUUGUACGAAUUAGCGAUCAAUAAAAAUUUACAAAGUAAAUUAAGAAAGGAAAUUAAGGACGUAUUAAGCAAACAUGGAGAAAUUUCUUAUAAUUCGUUUAAAGAUAUGGAGUUUUUAGACAUGUGUAUUAAAGAAACAUUAAGAAAAUAUCCCGUUUUGCCAUUUUUGGACAGACGAUGUAACACCGAUUAUCAAAUCCCGGGAACAAAGGUAGUCCUCGAAAAGGGAUCACCUGUGUUUAUAUCAGUUUCAGGACUACAUUACGAUCCACAAUAUUUUCCAGAUCCGGACAAAUAUAAUCCUUUGAGAUUCACUGAAGAAAAUAUUAAAUCAAGACCGCAGUUUACAUAUUUGCCCUUUGGUGAAGGUCCUCGAAACUGCAUUGGUGCACGGUUUGGUAGUGUGAGUUCAAAAUCAGGAGUUGCUAAAAUAAUAUCGAUGUUCGAAGUGGAUUUGUGUGAGAAAACCCAACAUCCGAUUCAAAUCGAUCCUAGAGGGUUUUUAAUGGCACCGGUUUCUGAUCUUGUACUCAAGUUUAAAAAGUUGUUGCGCUACAAUAUGUUAUUGACACCCUAUUUGCCAAUUGAUACUAUAAUCCUACUUUCGGUGCUAGCACUGCUUUUAUAUAAAUAUUUCUCCCGGAAUUUUAACCACUGGGAGAAGAAAAAUGUUUUUUACUUCCAACCGACCCCUUUCUUCGGCAACUUCCUCGACAUUUCCCUCUUUCGCACAACUAUAGCUGAACAUCUGAUGAAUUUAUAUAAACAAACAACUGAACCGUUCUUUGGAAUCUUCGUUUUCGAUAAACCUCACUUGAUUAUCCGAAGUCCCGAACUUGUUAAAACAAUUUUAGUCCGCGAUUUUAACAAUUUUGAUGACAGGUGCGUAGCAUCACCCCAUCAUGACCCCCUGGUCAAAAACAUGCUUUUCCUUAACAAAAACCCCGAAUGGAAAACUGUUAGAGUAAAAAUGACCCCGGUUUUCACCACCGGAAAACUGAAAGCGAUGAUUCCGUUGAUUAAUGAAGUGGGAGAGACUAUGACGAAAUAUGUCGUCCAAAAAAUACCCAAUUUCUCCCUCGAAGCCAAGGAAAUAUGUGCGAAAUAUGCGACUGAUGUUAUUGCAAAAUGUGCCUUUGGGAUUAACGCGAAUUCGUUCAAAAAUGAAGAUGCAGAGUUUCGCAAAAUCGGUCGAAGGAUUUUUGACUUUCGGUGGAAGACGGCAAUACAACAAACUUCGUAUUUCUUUCUACCAGGACUUGUGAAUUUUUUAAAAUUUAGAAUGAUAGAGAAGGAAAGUAGCGACUUUCUUCGCGAAACCUUCUGGCAUACGAUUAAGUUACGAGAAGAAAAAAAUGUGAAAGCUAACGACCUGAUUGAUGCUAUUAUUGCCUUAAAAGCCAACGAAGAAUUUUCCAAAAAUAUGAAUUUUGAGGGUGAUAAAGUGGUGGCUCAAGCAGCUCAAUUCUUCGUUGCCGGAUUUGAAACUACAAGCUCUACUAUGGCAUUCACUUUAUACGAGCUUUGUCUUCAACCACAGAUACAACGCAGGGUGAGAGCCGAAAUUGACACUUGUCGUAAAGAACACGGUGGUCUUACAUACGAGGCUCUUCAAAGCAUGAAAUAUCUCAAUAUGUGUGUUUGUGAAACACUUCGCAAAUACCCAGUUUUGCCCUUCCUGGACCGCACCUGUAAAGAAGACUACAAAAUCCCCAACUCUAACGUUGUGAUAGAUAAGGGGACCCCAGUUUUUAUCCCACUGUUUGGGCUCCAUUAUGAUGAAAAAUAUUUUCCAAACCCUCAAAAAUACGACCCUGAACGAUUCUCGGAUGCCAACGUGCAGAAUAUAACUCCGUUUAGCUACAUUCCGUUUGGCGAGGGUCCAAGAAAUUGCAUUGGUGAACGUUUUGGGCUGAUAAGUACAAAGUUGGGUCUUAUUCAUAUUUUGUCCGAGUUUGAGAUUGAAAAAUCUUCUGAUACGCCAGUUCCUCUCGAAUUUGAACCGAAGAGUUUUGUGCUCGCCUCAAAAGUCGGAUUGCCGAUGAAGUUUAAAAAAGUUGUGACGUCAGCGGCUUAAUCUUUCGUUCUGUGAAUGCGUUUUUCCUUUGAAUAAAUUUUAGAUAGUCA